This is a messenger RNA of Tetrahymena thermophila SB210, 723 nucleotides long. Its product is annotated as troponin C. Lineage: Eukaryota; Ciliophora; Oligohymenophorea; Hymenostomatida; Tetrahymenidae. The record is from RefSeq and is a predicted model, not a curated record. Gene Ontology annotation, molecular function: calcium ion binding. The transcript is spliced from 5 exons.
AUGUCAUUUAAUCAAAACAAUAUUAGUAUAACAACUCCUAGUUCAGGUCCUAAAGCUUCUAUACUAAAAUAAUAGAACGUAGCUUAAAAAAAAAGAGGAGCCCUCCAAAAUACAGAUGAUUAUAGUCUGAUUAUAGGAACUACUGGAUUGGAAAGAUUUGAGAUUGAAAAGCUAAAAGCAGUUUUUUCUAAAUUUGAUUUGCAAGAUAAAGGCUUUAUCAUGAAAUAUGAGUUAGAUGAUGUAUUUAAAUUUAUGGAAUUCAUGCCUGCAAAUGAUAUCAAAAAGUAUGUAAAUGAUGAACUUUAAGAAAGAGACAGACAACAAUAAACAAUAGAGUUCAUAGCUUGCUGUGAAAUUUACAGUAAAAUAAAGAAGAGACUUGCUGCUGAAGAAGAAGAAGCAUAAAAUAUUGAAUACAUUGAUGCUUUUGUAGCUCUUGGAGGUAACUUUGAUAGAACAGGAGUUAUCAGUAAAGAAGUUAUAAUAAAUACUAUCAAAAAUGAAUUUGGUCUACUUUUUGACAUUGAAAAGCUGUUUGAUUCUGCUCAUAUAACUUCUGAAAAUCUUACAUUCUAAGACUUUUGUAUGAUGUUUGAGAGUUCAGAAGAUUCAAAAAGCUUAAUUUCUGCAAUCUCAAAUUAGCAACAGUUCAGGUAAACAUAGCUUACAAGCGGGUUCGAUGUUAAAUACAAAGAUUUCGAGACAUGGAAUGCACAAUUUUGA